AUGUCUGCUACCAUCGAUAAGUUUGCCGAUGCGCUGCCGCUCCACAAGGUGCACAGGGAGACUGUUGCUACAUCGCCUACUUUCGAUUCGAGCAAGGUCAUCGUCAUUUUUGUUCUUGGUGGUCCCGGUGCAGGCAAGGGUACACAGUGCGCUCGCCUUGUUCAAGACUUUGGAUUUUGCCAUCUUUCGGCCGGUGAUCUCCUUCGUGCAGAACAAGUGAGAGAGGGCUCUCAGUAUGGGGAGCUCAUUCAAACAUGCAUUCGCGAAGGGACGAUAGUGCCAAUGGAGGUCACCAUCAAGCUGCUUGAAAAUGCUAUGCUUAAAGCUUUGAAAGGCGGCAAGUCUAGAGACGGCUGGGGUGAGGGCCAAGGUCGUUUUCUUAUUGACGGCUUCCCCCGCAAGAUGGAUCAGGCAGUCAAGUUUGAAGAAGAUGUAAAGUCCCCGGAAUUAUCUUGCAUUCGUUUGUUGAUUCAAAUCCAGGUUUGCGUCGCUUCUUUGGUCCUGUAUUUCUCUACUACCGAGGCUGUCAUGCUUAAGAGGCUUAUCGAACGAGGCAAGACAAGCGGUCGAGAGGACGACAAUGAGGAAAGUAUCAAGAAACGCUUCCGUACAUACCAUGAAACGACCAUGCCAGUUAUUGAGCAUUACCGAAAGUUCGGCAAGGUUGCAGAAGUAAUGCUCUUCUAUUCCUUUCGUUUAAGCAUUGAACCGAGAUCUGGUUAG
Messenger RNA from Guyanagaster necrorhizus, 723 nucleotides. Its product is annotated as UMP-CMP kinase. NCBI's taxonomy places the organism in Eukaryota, Fungi, Basidiomycota, Agaricomycetes, Agaricales, Physalacriaceae. The coding region runs from base 1 to 723 and encodes 240 amino acids. Gene Ontology annotation, biological process: nucleobase-containing compound metabolic process. The record is from RefSeq and is a predicted model, not a curated record. Gene Ontology annotation, molecular function: nucleobase-containing compound kinase activity; ATP binding. The transcript is spliced from 3 exons.